Messenger RNA from Rhodamnia argentea, 716 nucleotides. RefSeq names its product 60S ribosomal protein L31. The record is from RefSeq and is a predicted model, not a curated record. Lineage: Eukaryota; Viridiplantae; Streptophyta; Magnoliopsida; Myrtales; Myrtaceae. Gene Ontology annotation, biological process: cytoplasmic translation. Gene Ontology annotation, cellular component: ribosome; cytosolic large ribosomal subunit. The transcript is spliced from 3 exons. Bases 190 to 552 code for a protein of 120 amino acids. Gene Ontology annotation, molecular function: structural constituent of ribosome.
UUGCCUUCCCGGACUUCUCUCGUUCUUCGUCUCCCUAAUUUCAGCAUUGCCUUCGCUUCGCCCUCUGCCCAUUCGCGCCGUAAGCUCGCUCUCUCUCUCUCUCUCUCUCUCUCUCUCUACUGUUUUGGUUGCUCGGAAGCAGAGGAAACUGGGAGAAAAGGCGAUUGGAAUUGAAGAGGGUCGUCGAGAAUGGUGGAGAAGACCACUGGGAGAAAAGAGGAGGUGGUCACUAGAGAGUACACCAUCAACCUCCACAAGCGCCUUCAUGGCUGCACCUUUAAGAAGAAAGCUCCCAAUGCCAUAAAGGAGAUCAGGAAGUUUGCCCAGAAAGCCAUGGGAACCACGGAUGUUAGAGUUGAUGUGAAGCUGAACAAGCACAUAUGGAGCAGGGGGAUCCGAAGCGUUCCAAGGAGGAUCAGGGUCCGCGUCGCACGCAAGAGGAACGAGGAUGAAGACGCCAAGGAAGAGCUGUACUCUCUCGUCACCGUCGCCGAGAUCCCUCCGGAGGGGAUAAAGGGGCUGGGUACCAAGAUCAUCGAGGACGAUGAGUAGUUUUGGUUUUUGCUACAGUUGAUUGUAUUGACCCUACAUGCUGUUGGCAUAUCAGCUUUGUCAAGCAUUUUCAUUAUCAUAUGAGCUUUAUGGGACACACAAGUUAGUUGCUUGACUGUUCUUUUGCAAGAUUGUCGAAUGAAAUUCCAGUUCUGCUUCUUUGA